AUGUUUAUCCUGACAAAAAUUGCCGACUUGGUGCAAAUUGCACCAGAGGACUUCAGGAAACAGAGUUAUGCCGCUCUCGAAGACAAUAUCAACGCCAAAUAUGCCAACAAGGUGUUGCAAAAGAUCGGUCUCUGCAUAUGUCUUUGGGACAUUUUGUGGACAUCAGAAGGCUUGAUUGGCCAAGGUGAUGUUGAAUUCCGCAUGGUGGUGUUCCGUCCCUUCAAGGGAGAAGUCAUUGUAGCUCGUAUUAGUGACCAAUCUCCAGAGGGAAUUCACUUGGUCACCGAUUUCUUUGAUGACAUUUUUGUGCCCUGGACCGAGCUUCCAGAAGGCUCCGAGUUUGAACCAACUGAAAACCUCUGGGUCUGGAAAGAAGAUGACCAAGUCAUGUACUUCGAUAACAACGAGAUGGUGCGCUUCAGAGUAAUUGCCGAAGACUGGCACGACCAAACACCCUCAAAGCCAACUGAGGCCGAAGGCACUGAAGAAGCUGCACAGGCCAACUACAAGCCACCAUACCAGAUCAUCGGAUCUAUGAACGGACCAGGACUUGGGUGCUGCCUGUGGUGGGAGUAG
Molecule: messenger RNA, 576 nt
Organism: Thermochaetoides thermophila DSM 1495
Lineage: Eukaryota; Fungi; Ascomycota; Sordariomycetes; Sordariales; Chaetomiaceae
Product: DNA-directed RNA polymerase III subunit-like protein
Exons: 6
Coding region: 1-576 (191 amino acids)
Biological process (GO): transcription initiation at RNA polymerase III promoter; DNA-templated transcription
Cellular component (GO): RNA polymerase III complex
Source: RefSeq, a predicted model, not a curated record